AUGGCUCUGGUGUUGGCGAACUACCCUCAUCCCUCGCGAUCCCUCAGGUCUACAGAAUCAUGGACAUCCCUAUUCCUACAGCUGAAUCUCAAGGCGGCGCAGGAGGCUCUCAAUCGUGCCUGUUCUGAACAUGAUCAGGCGCAGGACCACAGGACGGCCAUUAACAAUAUCCCCAAGGGCAAGAAGGGUGGCGGCAAGCAUGAGUACUUCCAGGUUGACGCCUUUGAUCUGCAUGCUGACGUGUCAAGCAUUGACAUAGGCGCCAAGCAGGCAGCCAACGACAACAUCACUCGGGCCUUCGCCAACUUUCAAGUGGCACAAGCCGCUUUCAUAGCCACUCAACAGGCAUUCAGGGCUCACAGAGAGGAGAUGGAUGAGGGCCCUAUGGACAUCGAUAAGAACCAGAACAGUGACGGGACUGGGGGCACUGCGGGUGUUGGGGCUAGUCCUGAAGCACCACCAGCGGUUGAGGACGAGAGUGACGAUGCCCUCGGUACCCAAAUGCUCCUGGCUUCUCCUGGCCUCUCUAGUGACGAUGCCAAGGGCAAAGACGACAGCCAAUUCAUGCCGAUGGUGGACGGCAAUGACAACGACACUGACAACAACAACAACAACAACGAUGGUCCGGACAGUUCGAGUUGGUCCGAGGAGGAGGGGCUCGAUAGCGAUGCCGAGUGGAUUGAGCCUGGCACCCCUGACAACACUGACCCAGGAACCAACCUUCAGGAUAAGUUCGGUCUAACCGUGGCCUUAGAAGAUAAGGACCACCUCUAUUGUUGGAUCAAGAAUCAAGGCCUGAAGCAGCUUAAACGAGUUGACAUCUGCAACUACCUUUGCAUGGACCCCCUUCUGUUUCCGGACGUUGCCUAUACCUCGCGCAAGCUCGCGUUGCACGUCCUCACCACCAAUAACAACAACAUCUUCUGCCUUUACCACUCACGCAAGAACAAGCAGCCCAUUCGGGAUGGGUGGGGCCGCCCUUUUGAGACGAUUCACGGUGUCCCUUCGACCAGGAAGGCAACCAACGUGAGGGGAGGGGUCACCAAGGCGCCGAAGGCCAGGUAUGCGAACUUCACAGGAACGGUUAAUGGGGAAAAGGUGGUCGAGCAGAUGGUGCCCAGCGACAUUCUUCCAGCGCGCACUCGCACCUGCGUUAUCAACCUCUGGAAAUUGUUCAGGCUGACUGCGCGUGACAUUUAUCGCAAUGGCCUUACAGAGUAUGAUCACCGGCUCCAAUUGGCUGGGAAGUUGAUGACCUAUAGCGCUGCCAAGUAUGAAAGUCUCAAAACUGUGCCAGCUUAG
This is a messenger RNA of Cyclocybe aegerita, 1302 nucleotides long. The record is from the annotation of a GenBank genome assembly. Lineage: Eukaryota; Fungi; Basidiomycota; Agaricomycetes; Agaricales; Hemipholiotaceae.